Molecule: messenger RNA, 1169 nt
Organism: Catharus ustulatus (Swainson's thrush)
Lineage: Eukaryota; Metazoa; Chordata; Aves; Passeriformes; Turdidae
Gene: TMPRSS12
Product: transmembrane serine protease 12
Exons: 5
Coding region: 1-957 (318 amino acids)
Biological process (GO): proteolysis
Molecular function (GO): serine-type endopeptidase activity
Source: RefSeq, a predicted model, not a curated record
AUGCAGCGGGCGCGGCCCGCGCUGCCCAUACCGCUGCUGCUGCUGCUGCUCUCGGGACCCCUGCCCGGGGCGGCGGCCCCCAGGGACCCCGUGGACGAGUGCCACCAGCAGCUGCCGCUGGCCCGGAGCGCGGCGUCCUGGAUCGUGGGAGGCCACGAGGCCCCGGAGGGAGCGUGGCCGGGUGUGGUGAGCCUGCAGGUGCUGAGGGGAGGUGUUCGCUUCAUGCACCUGUGUGGGGGCGUGCUGCUGAGCCACAGAGCUGUGCUGACCGCCGGGCACUGCGUGGACGGACGGAUGGAUCCGUGCUCCUGGCGAGCCGUGGUGGGCGCGCACAACCUGCACAAGCACGGCCCCUACACGGCGAGGAGGAGGAUCAGGAGGAUCAUCGUGCACUCGCAGUUCAAGAGGGAAACCUUUGAGAACGACGUGGCGCUGUUGGAGCUCAAAUCAGCGGUGCGCUACAGCCUCUACAUCCAGCCCAUGUGCCUGCCCCCGGCUGCGCUGCUGCCGCCCCUGGAGAACAGCUCCGACUGCUACAUCAGCGGCUGGGGACGCAUGGCCGAGAAGGGUAAAACCUCCUCUGUGCUAAGAGAAGCCCAGGUGGGGAUCCUCCCUCACAGCUUGUGCAACAGCUCCGAGGGGUACGCGGGGCUCGUGAACGACAAAGCGCUCUGUGCUGGCACCUGGGCUGGAGGCACUGACAGCUGCCAGGGUGACAGCGGGGGUCCCUUGGCCUGUUACCACCCUGACACCGACAAGUUUUUCCUGGUUGGCAUCGCCAGCUUCGGCGUGGGCUGCGGCCGCCCGCGCUACCCCGGCAUCUACGUGCGCCUGUCCCAGUACAGAACCUGGAUCAAAGCAAAACUGCUCUUGAUUAACAGCACCUGGAACCCCGUGGGCAGCACCCUCAGCAUCCUCCUGGCCGUGCUUCACGCGGCGCUGGCGCAGAUUUUGUGAAAAAGGGGAAACGUGAGAAAGGAAAAAUCCAGCUCCCCCUCCUGACUGCCAAUAAAACCAAGAGGCAAAGGAUGUGCACUUACUUUUUAGGAGUUAUGUUUGCCAUUGUGUUUUUUGUUUCCUGCCUCUCAUAUCCACGCUGACAGCAGUGGAAAUUGUAACAGCCUCGGCACUAAUGAGGAAAAUUGGAUACAGAAAUGUCAUCGAUUGGA